GCGGGCGGGCCAGCGGCUUGGGAUUUUCGUUGCACACAGAGCGAGAGAGAGAAGAGAGUCCCCGGCUCCUCCAAACAGGUGUUCAGAAUGGCAGACACACAGACUUUGAUGGAGAGACUGGAAAAUGCUGUAGUGAAGCUUGAAUUGUUGUUGUCAAAUUCACUCAAGGUUGCUGGAAUGGAGUUUGGAACUGUCAAUGGAGUCAAUGGAGGUGUAGCACCAUAUGUUCAAGCUUUCGACAGACUCCUAAAUGGUAGCGUAGCUGAGUUUCUAAGGAACAGUAAGAUCCUUGAUGGUGAUGUGAAGAUACAUGCAGAAAUGGUUCGUGCGGCUUUUCAAGCAGAAAGAACAUUUCUCUUGUUAACCUCACAAUAUCAAGAACCUCAGGAGAGUGAAGUAGCCAUUCUUCUAAAACCAAUAUCAGAUAAGAUCCAGGAAAUUCAGACGUUCCGAGAGAGAAACCGAGGAAGUAAAAUGUUUAAUCAUCUGUCCGCUGUUAGUGAAAGUGUACCAGCUCUUGGGUGGAUAGCAGUGGCUCCUAAACCAGGGCCAUAUGUCAAAGAGAUGAAUGACGCUGCUACCUUUUAUACUAACAGGGUGUUAAAAGACUACAAACAUAGUGACUUGCGACAUGUUGAUUGGGUGAAGUCCUAUUUGAAUAUCUGGACGGAGCUUCAAGUGUACAUCAAAGAAUAUCAUACUACUGGGCUUACUUGGAGUAGUACUGGCCCAAUGGCCUCAGCAGCAUCUCUGCUUUCUACGCUAACAAGCAACCAGAGUCCUCCUCCACCACCCCCUCCUCCCCCUCCGCCGCCACCACCAGGACCUCCUCCUGUCUUUGACGCUGAAAAUGCAAAAGAUGACACCACUACAACUCGCUCAGCCUUAUUUGCCCAGCUGAACCAGGGAGAAGCAAUUACCAGAGGACUUCGCCAUGUCUCUGAUGACCAGAAAACCCAUAAGAAUCCCAGACUUCGUGCCCAAGGGACACCUGUUCGUUCUCCUACAAGAAACUAUACUUCAACUCCAUCUACGCCCAAAACACCUCCUCAACAGAGCCACUGUCCUGUGUUAGAACUUGAGGGAAAGAAGUGGAGGGUGGAAUACCAGGAAGACAAGAAUGACCUUUUAAUUACUGACACUGAACUCAAGCAAGUUGCUUACAUUUUCAAGUGCAACAAAUCUACAUUACAGAUGAAAGGAAAAAUCAAUUCCAUUACACUUGACAACUGCAAAAAGUUUGGCCUUGUGUUUGACAAUGUUGUGGGUAUUGUUGAAGUGAUCAAUUCCAAGGAUAUUCAGAUACAGGUAUUGGGGAAAGUGCCAACCAUUUCAAUUAAUAAGACCGAAGGCUGCCAUAUAUACCUCAGUGAAGAAUCAUUAGACUGUGAGAUUGUGAGUGCGAAGUCAUCUGAAAUGAACAUCCUUAUUCCACAGGAUGGUGACUAUAAAGAAUUUCCUGUUCCUGAACAGUUCAAAACAUCAUGGGAUGGAUCCAAGCUGGUAACUGAUCCUACAGAGAUUGUUGGUUAACUUGCUAAUGCCAACCAUAAACCAUUGACCACAAUCUCUAAAGAAAUUCAGCCUCAAGAAAACAGCAGCAUGAAGAACUAGCGCUAGUUUGUUACUACAGUUAUAGGCCUUCAAAAGGCUACUUUUGUGCCCUUGAAACCAUAGGCUGCAUUACAUAUGCUGUUUUUCCUCUAUACAGAUCCUCUCUGUGUAGGAAAAAAAACCAUGUAUACCGAUAUACACACAAGUUUGAGAAUGGCAUUCACGUUUCUUUUGCCAUGGUUAUAGGUGUCUGGAAGCCACUCUGUACAGCCCAGUACACUUUUUCUGUAAGCAUCCUGAUAAUACUUACAACAUCCAGUUUGUCUUUCUUUGCAGAUAGAUUCUACAUGAUGUCACGUAAAUGUAUAAAGAUUUUUUAAAUUACUCCGUUCAGGUUAUUGGCUGUUUCACUGCAUACAAAAAGCCAAAAGUCUGCAUGAUAUACUUUGUCACAUGUUUCAGUGCAUUCCUUUUUAUGCUUCAGCUGGUCAAAAAUAUUCUUAAUAUGGUGAGAUAUUUUUAGGUUUGAAAGCAUUAAUGUAUUAUAUAGUGAAGCUGGACCCCAGGAAGUCUGUAGUUCUUCAUGUUUUUAAAGAAAAAACAGGAAAAAUGCAACUCUGAGCAAUACAGUUGAAAAUAAAAACUAGAUGUUGUACUUACAUAUUUCCUUAAUCCAUCCCUGUUUUUUUCAACCAGGGUGAGUUUACAGGUAUCAUCAGUUUUGAUCCAUUUUGUUUUUUUCAUUAGUUUAAACAUAUUUCUAGAAAGCACUACUUUAACAACAGUCUAUUUUAAUAGGUAUUUCACUUUUCUGCUGAUCCCUGUACUAUUUCCGUUCUCUUCAGCCAUGUCUUUUUCACACAGUAUUUAAUAUCCUAACCUGGACAACUAAGUACUCAUUAUUUAAGGCACUUACUAAAUGUUAAAACUUAAAAAGAAACUUGGGUCUGUCAGAUGCUGCUGUUUUCUUAUUUAAUAAUUUGGAAGGGACCAGAAGACUAUUAAAAGCAGUCUAUUCCAGCAGAGGUGACCUGUUGGGACUUUACCAAAUAUAAUGAAGAUAUGGUAAGGAGUAACCGUUUCCCACGUAAGGGGCAAAAAUUGUUUUCAGAUGUUUUAGGGGAUACACCACACAUUAUAUACAUCUCUUAGUUUCCUAUAUAAUAUUCCUGUUAUGCCUGCAGGCUUGUGCUCCUCAUCCUUAAACCUUUAUUGCUAGACGGCACCAACUUCUAGCACAUGAUCAACUGUAAGGCAGUCGGUUUUUGCAAUAAAAUACACUUCCAGACUUCUGCCUGAGCAUUAGAGCAGCCCCCAAUAAUACUGAACUUGAACAUGCCAGUUGUAGAUCUUAUUUUGUGUGGGUGUGUGUAUUGGGUGGGUGUAAUUCUGCUUUUAUUUCUAUUUGUAAAUUGUGCAUGCAAAUCUUCAAAAAGCCAUAGAUUACUUCUGAAUGAAUUCUGAACUCAGACUAAAUGUAUUUCAUUCUGAGGGACUGAGACUUGAGUAACUCCAUCUUGUUUAUUUUUAACACUAACGUGAAGUAUAGUACAUCCUGUAUAAUUUCAGCACACAGUACUUUGACAUAUUAUUUUGAUGACUUGUAAUACUUUGUAACAGUGAACUAAUGGUAAUAUGCUUUGCAGAACUAGAUCAGGGCAUAAAUAGUGCCUACCGCACCUUACAAGGUACAAAACUCCUUCAAUUUUAGAUUAUAUCAAUUGUAAUAGCUAUACUGUAUUACAACAAAUAGCGCUCAUCCAAUAAGAUUUUGCUAUCUAACGGUUGAUCUGUGUAAAAUGUUGUGGCUUUAGUACAUGCCAUUUUUCAAUAGUAAACUUCUAACAUGAAUAAAAAUAAAACUGUAACUUGUUUAAAUAUA
Molecule: messenger RNA, 3436 nt
Organism: Eublepharis macularius
Lineage: Eukaryota; Metazoa; Chordata; Lepidosauria; Squamata; Eublepharidae
Gene: CAP2
Product: cyclase associated actin cytoskeleton regulatory protein 2
Exons: 13
Coding region: 88-1533 (481 amino acids)
Biological process (GO): cell morphogenesis; regulation of adenylate cyclase activity; cytoskeleton organization
Cellular component (GO): cytoplasm
Molecular function (GO): actin binding; adenylate cyclase binding
Source: RefSeq, a predicted model, not a curated record